AUGACUUCCGACUUGCACCGGCCCUUCCUGCUCGUCAAAGGGUGUCGGGCACAGGGUAUAACCUCGGGUAUGAUCCUCCUCAGACGACAGGACACGACGUCCAUCUGGGGCCUCAACCUGAAGUCCGGUAGUCCCGGUCUCAGAACCGCUUGGGAGGGGGGCGGCAGUAACUCCCAUGGCAACCAGGGCCAAGAGGUGAAGAAGCUGUGA
Messenger RNA from Pyricularia grisea, 210 nucleotides. RefSeq lists its product as uncharacterized. The transcript is spliced from 2 exons. Bases 1 to 210 code for a protein of 69 amino acids. The record is from RefSeq and is a predicted model, not a curated record. Lineage: Eukaryota; Fungi; Ascomycota; Sordariomycetes; Magnaporthales; Pyriculariaceae.